UAUGCGUACUCUACGGAGCAUAUUUCAUAAGAAAUUUUGCUCCGCAAUCAGCUGGAGAAGUGACUUUUACAAUUCCACAAUCAAACUAAGUUUACCUUCAUGACAUUGAUCAAUCGUGUAUCAAGCCGACUGCUAUCGACAAUGUACAAGAACUCCGGCACCAAUCUCGCAUCGCUCAGCCCCGCUGAGAUCAAGGACUGGGUCGGCUCGUUCGAUACCGUGCUAACGGACUGCGACGGCGUCAUCUGGGUUGACAACAACACGCUACCGCAGGCGACCGACGUUAUCAACAAGUUCAUCGAGAACGGCAAACAACUCUUCUUUGUGACCAACAACUCGACCAAAACGCGACCCGAAUUCGUGACCAAGGCGGUCAAGCUGGGCUUCAAUGUUGGCGUUGACAACAUCAUCUCCACGGCCUGGCUGGCGGCACGCUACCUCAAGGCCAAAAACUUUACCAAGAAGGUGUACGUGGUGGGCUCCACCGGCAUCACCCGCGAGCUGGACGCCGUCGGAAUCCGCCACAUCGGCAUCGGCCCGGACGUCCUGCAAGGCACUCUAGCCGAAGCGGUUCACGCCUUCACGCCGGACCCGGAAGUCGGCGCCGUAAUCGUAGGCUUCGACGAACACUUCAGCUUCGUCAAAAUGAUGAAGGCCGCCUCCUACCUCAACAACCAGGAAGUCAUCUUCAUCGGAACCAACACCGACGAGCGGUUCCCGAUGCCGGACUGUGUUAUCCCCGGCACGGGAAGCAUCGUGAACGCGGUGACGACCUGUGCCGAGCGGCCGCCCACGGUGAUGGGCAAACCGAACAAACACAUCUGUGAUAUACUGCAGCAGGAGUACAAGGUCGAUCCGGAGCGGACGCUCAUGAUCGGGGAUCGUUGCAAUACGGAUAUCCUGCUGGGGAAGAAUUGCGGGUUCAAGACGCUGCUGGUGGAGACGGGAAUUCACAAGGCGGAAGAUAUCGAGAAGUGGGCGCAGUCGGAGGAUGAGGAAACGAGACGGCUGGUUCCGGAUGUUUACGCCGGGAAGUUGGGGGAUUUGCUGCCGUACUUGUAAGGGAUUUGCAUGCCUUGAUGGUUUGAAAGUGGCUUUUAGAACAUUUAUUUUUAUUUGCGAACAUGAUGGACAUAUUCAGCUGCCAUUGAAUAAAUAAAGCUUAAUUUUUUGUUGAAAA
Culex quinquefasciatus (southern house mosquito) is the source of this 1180-nucleotide messenger RNA. RefSeq names its product glycerol-3-phosphate phosphatase. The coding region runs from base 100 to 1062 and encodes 320 amino acids. Gene Ontology annotation, molecular function: phosphatase activity. Gene Ontology annotation, cellular component: cytoplasm. The transcript has 4 exons. Lineage: Eukaryota; Metazoa; Arthropoda; Insecta; Diptera; Culicidae. The record is from RefSeq and is a predicted model, not a curated record.